Messenger RNA from Episyrphus balteatus (marmalade hoverfly), 579 nucleotides. It is a transcript of the gene REPTOR-BP, whose product is annotated as REPTOR-binding partner. Gene Ontology annotation, biological process: regulation of DNA-templated transcription. Lineage: Eukaryota; Metazoa; Arthropoda; Insecta; Diptera; Syrphidae. Gene Ontology annotation, cellular component: nucleus. Gene Ontology annotation, molecular function: DNA-binding transcription factor activity. The record is from RefSeq and is a predicted model, not a curated record. The transcript has 4 exons. The coding region runs from base 157 to 438 and encodes 93 amino acids.
AUCAUCAUUUUUCAUUUCAUAUUCCAAUUCCAUCAUCAAACGUUGUUCUGCAAGUGAUUCGUAAACAUUGAUUUCAUAUUUUUUGUCAAUUAAAUUUAAAUUCUUUUAAACAUAAUUUCCUUCAAAUUAAAUCUGAAUAUAAAGUGAAUUUUAAUCAUGGAUUGUGAUGAUAUGAUUAUGUCCGAAGAACCCAAUUUGUCUCGCAAGGAGGGUGGCAAACGUGGACGUAAGCCAGGUCGUAAAGCUUCCACUGAGAAAAUUGACAUCCGAGCUAAACUUGAACGAAGCAGACAAAGUGCAAGAGAAUGCCGGGCCCGGAAGAAGUUACGAUACCAGUAUCUAGAAGAACUUGUCGCUGAUCGUGAGAAAGCUGUGCUGGCACUUCGCGCCGAAUUGGAUAGACUCUUAAAUGUUUCAGUACAAGUUGUGGAGCGCUGAAUUAAAUGAAGGACGAUUACCUGACGGUUUUCAAGGACUUCUCGAAGAGAUGGGUGUGCUUAAACAAGAAUGAAUUUAAGCAUUGCAUCUGGAUUUAUUUUUAUUUAAUCUUUUUCAUAAAUAGUUUUUCUUAUUUGAUUU